Molecule: messenger RNA, 1239 nt
Organism: Pyrenophora tritici-repentis Pt-1C-BFP
Lineage: Eukaryota; Fungi; Ascomycota; Dothideomycetes; Pleosporales; Pleosporaceae
Product: ackA, Acetate kinase
Biological process (GO): acetate metabolic process; phosphorylation
Molecular function (GO): acetate kinase activity
Source: RefSeq, a predicted model, not a curated record
AUGCCUGAAAUUAUUCUAUCGAUAAAUGCGGGCUCAUCGAGCGUCAAGAUAUCCGUCUACAAAACUCCAGACAAUGACUCGCGAGUACCUACGCAACUCGCAGAAGCAACAGUAGAGGGACUUACAGCGCCGCCUGCAAAGCUCAAGUACGAGCGCGGCGAUGAAAAGAUCAAAGGUAGAGAGCUGGAAAAUGUGAAAACACAAGAAGACGGAUUCCGCUACAUCUUGGACCACCUUACCAACGAUGAGGGACUGGCUGAGCUAAAUCGAAAAGAGGAUAUUCACUUCACAUGCCAUCGCGUUGUGCAUGGAGGUGACUAUCCCAGAAGCCAGGUCAUCGACAAGGAGACAUACCACCACAUCGAGGAGCUAUCUGACCUCGCGCCCCUCCAUAACGCACCUGCACUCACCAUCGUCCGCGCCGUGGCCGAGAUCCUCCCAAAUGCGAAGAACAUCGCAUACUUUGACUCUUCUUUCCAUAACACACUGCCGGACUCUAUAUGCACCUACGCCAUCGACCAAGAAGUCGCGCAGAAGAACAAACUGCGAAAGUAUGGGUUUCAUGGCAUCAGCUAUUCCUUCAUCACCAACGCUGUAGCUACUCACUUGAACAAGCCCAUGGACCAGGUCAACAUUAUUGCGCUCCAUCUUGGCUCCGGCGCAUCUACAUGUUGCAUCAAGGGCGGCAAGUCGCUCGACACAACGAUGGGACUAACCCCGCUGGCUGGUCUACCAGGGGCGACGCGGUCAGGCUCCAUCGACCCGUCCUUGAUGUUCCAUUACACGCACAGCGCGGGCAAGCCAUCGCACAGCUCCAGCGAGAAACUACACAUCACACAAGCCGAGGAGAUUCUAAAUAAGAAGAGCGGCUGGAAGAGUCUCACCGGAACGACCGACUUUGGCAAGAUCAGUUCUUCCGACCGCCACGAGGAUAAGCUUGCGUUCAACAUCUUCGUCGACCGCAUCUUGAACUACGUCAGCCCUUACUUCACCAAGCUCGAUGGCGAAGUCGAUGCUCUCGUCUUUGCGGGAGGAAUUGGAGAGAAGGGUGGCAAACUGAGGCAGGCAGUCGUGCAGGGUGUGAAGUGCUUGGGCUUUGCCAUUGACAAGAAGAAUGAGGCUCAAGUGGAUGAGGUGGUCACGGAUAUUAGCUCUAGCAGCGCGCGGUAUAAAACACUGGUUGUCCAGACUGAUGAGCAGUUGGAGAUGGCAAGAGCUAUAGUACAACUAGAGGAUUAG